Messenger RNA from Phragmites australis (common reed), 510 nucleotides. RefSeq names its product secreted RxLR effector protein 161-like. The record is from RefSeq and is a predicted model, not a curated record. NCBI's taxonomy places the organism in Eukaryota, Viridiplantae, Streptophyta, Magnoliopsida, Poales, Poaceae. The coding region runs from base 1 to 510 and encodes 169 amino acids. The transcript has a single exon.
AUGGAGCAACGCCUCAAGCUCAGCAAGGCAAGCUCUGCACCGCCUGUUGACGCCACGGAAUACCAGAGUAUCAUCGGGAGCUUGCGGUACCUGGUGCAUUCGUGCCCUAAUCUUGCGUUCUCAGUCGGAUACGCGAGCCGGUUCAUGGAGAACCCCACAGCUGAACAUCUUGCAGCUAUGAAGCGCAUCUUGUGCUAUGUCGCCGGAACAAUCGAUUUCGGUUGCUACUACACGAAGAAGGGGAUCAAGGAGGGUCUCAUCGGCUUCAGCGACAGCGACAUCGCUGGCGAUGUGGACACACGGAAGAGCACCAGUGGCAUUCUCUUCUUCUUUGGUUCAAGCCUAGUGAGUUGGCAGUCCCAGAAGCAAAGGGUUAUCGCAUUGUCAUCUUGUGGGGCCGAAUACAUUGUAGCAACAACAACAGCCUGUCAAAGUGUCUGGCUGGCUCAACUCAUCCGUGUGUUAACAGAUGAGCAGCCAGACGCAUUCAAGCUCAACAUCGACAACUAG